This is a messenger RNA of Melitaea cinxia (Glanville fritillary), 1155 nucleotides long. It is a transcript of the gene Lmx1a, whose product is annotated as LIM homeobox transcription factor 1-beta. Bases 1 to 1155 code for a protein of 384 amino acids. The transcript is spliced from 4 exons. Gene Ontology annotation, biological process: regulation of transcription by RNA polymerase II; neuron differentiation. Gene Ontology annotation, molecular function: RNA polymerase II transcription regulatory region sequence-specific DNA binding; DNA-binding transcription factor activity, RNA polymerase II-specific. Gene Ontology annotation, cellular component: nucleus. Lineage: Eukaryota; Metazoa; Arthropoda; Insecta; Lepidoptera; Nymphalidae. The record is from RefSeq and is a predicted model, not a curated record.
AUGUUAGAGUUUUAUACAAAUAUCAACUCCGGAUUGAUGCAAGAGAGUAUGCAGCCACCGCUCUCCUGUGCCGGCAGGACAGAACUGAGUGCAAUCAUCAAGCGGGAGAAGAUCGUAGAAAUAUGUGAGGGAUGCGGUCAGAAGAUCCAGGACCGUUAUUUGAUGCGAGUGGGCGAUUUGUCGUGGCACGAGCACUGCCUCAGCUGCUGCGUCUGCGGAUGCCCACUAGCCCACACGUGCUACACACGAAACGCUAAGCUCUACUGCAAACCCGACUACGAUAGAUUAUUCGGCAUUAAGUGCACGCGUUGUGGUGACAGACUCCUACCCCAGGAGAUGGUUAUGCGCGCUCAACAGUAUGUUUUUCACACCCAAUGCUUCGUGUGCGUUAUGUGCUGUCAGCCGCUUCAGACAGGUGAACAGUACGUUAUCAGGGCUGGCCAAAUAUUCUGUAGACAAGACUUCGAAAAAGAGAUGUAUCUGAUGCAACAUACGGAGGACGAUAUGAUAAUUGAUGACUCUGAACGUCCACGUGAUGGAAGACGUGGUCCAAAACGUCCUCGAACUAUUUUAACAUCUGCACAACGCAGACAGUUCAAGGCUUCAUUUGAAGUUAGUCCCAAGCCUUGUCGAAAAGUUCGAGAGGCUCUAGCAAAAGACACCGGCCUGAGCGUUCGAGUAGUUCAAGUAUGGUUUCAAAAUCAGAGAGCUAAAAUGAAAAAAAUUCAACGCAAAGCAAAACAGGAAGGUGACAAAAAUGCGGACAAGGAUAAAGACAAAGACGAAAAGAGUAUUAAGCAAGGAUCGCCUUCGAGCGAACAUGAGCACGGAAAUUAUUUGGGUUUGGAUACAUCGUAUUCCGCAUCAAGUCAGCCUCUAAAUCCGAAUCUUCCCUACUCACCAGAUGAAUUUCCAGUGCAUUCAGGGGACAGUUUCUGCAGUUCAGACAUAUCACUCGACGGCAGCAAUUUUGAUCAACUCGAUGAAGGCGCGUCCGAUACCAUGAGUCUACAAAAUUUGGAAGUACCGCACCAUGCCCAUCAACACGGAAACCACCCAUCUCAUGAACCUCUCAAUUUGGGCACGGGGGCUGUUGUUAACCCAAUAGACAAACUCUAUCUUAUGCAGAACUCUUAUUUUAGUACGGAUCACUGA